Molecule: messenger RNA, 1034 nt
Organism: Linepithema humile (Argentine ant)
Lineage: Eukaryota; Metazoa; Arthropoda; Insecta; Hymenoptera; Formicidae
Gene: FRG1
Product: FSHD region gene 1
Cellular component (GO): catalytic step 2 spliceosome; striated muscle dense body; nucleolus
Molecular function (GO): actin filament binding
Source: RefSeq, a predicted model, not a curated record
AGCUGACUCUUUUGUUGGUUAUCUUGAAAGCGUCAGGUGUCUUACAUCAAAUUUAGUGAAAACAGCAAGAAUGUCAGAAUACGACAAAGUAAAGACUGGAAAAUUAGUACUGAAAGGUGAAAAAUCAAGACCGAAAAAACGAAAGGCUAAGAGACAAGAAAAGGAGCAAGAUGCAAAUGUGGAGGACAAGGACACUAUUGCUCAUGGAGGAUGGUGGAAAGUAAAGAAUACAUAUGAAAUCACAGGGACGGUAGCCAUAGAAUUUGGGAAUCAAACUUAUAUGAAAGCCUUGGAUAAUGGACUAUUCACUCUUGGCAUACCGCAUGAUGAAGGUGAUGGUCCAUCGCCGGAAGAAAUCUUAACGUCAUUUCCCAUAAGCGAGACUAAGAUUGCUUUAAAAUCAGGGUAUGGAAAAUACCUGGGUGUUGAUAAAAAAGGUGUUGUUAUUGGACGGAGUGAUGCGGUAGGCCCAAUUGAACAAUGGGAACCAAUUUUUCAGGAUGGGAAACUUGCAAUAUUGAAUAAUACAGGAUGCUUUAUGUCACUUACAAGUGAUGAUGAUGUAGUUUGUCAAAAUAGAACAGCUGGUACAUCAGAGUUUCUUGUUAUAAGAAGUAUAACACAACGUUCUCAAAGCCCUAGCAGAGAUAUUCCAAAGGAAGAACAAGGCUCACUUGCAGAUGUUGAAGUAAAUUAUGUACGAAAGUUUCAAAAGUUUCAAGACAAGAAGUUAAGGAUAAACAAGUCAAAUCGUUCCGAGUUAGCAAAAGCGAAAGUAGAAGGAAAUUUACACGAAACUUUGUUAGAUAGGAGAAGCAAAAUGAAGGCAGAUCGUUAUUGUAAAUAAAUUUUUACUUAAUUACACACCGAUGUCAUUAUGUUACUUAACAUUAUAAAACAUAAUUGUAAGACACUGGUCCCGCACAUAACUAUGAUAGAAGCGACAAAAUGUGCCCAUUUUUAUUCUUGUACUAUACAUCGACAUAUAUUGGUUUUUCGUAUGUCACAAGUUAUAAUAAAUUAAUUUUACUUUU